Molecule: messenger RNA, 2694 nt
Organism: Hypanus sabinus (Atlantic stingray)
Lineage: Eukaryota; Metazoa; Chordata; Chondrichthyes; Myliobatiformes; Dasyatidae
Product: organic cation/carnitine transporter 2-like
Exons: 11
Coding region: 217-1794 (525 amino acids)
Biological process (GO): transmembrane transport
Cellular component (GO): membrane
Molecular function (GO): transmembrane transporter activity
Source: RefSeq, a predicted model, not a curated record
AAUAAAUUGUCAAUAAAAUGUGAUAAGAUCUUGGGGAAACAAAAUCGACACGUGUUUAAAGUUCUAUUGCGUACUAAAAAUACCCGCCUCUAGUAAUUGGACUGAAUGACGGGCUGAUGUACUGAAGAACAGGAUUAAGUCAAAGUCUAGUUAUGAUGUCACAGGUCCGCCUACUAUCAAAAGUUCAAAAUUUAUGGAAGAAAGUCGCUGUCUAACAUGCGGGAUUACGACGAAGUUACCGCUUUCCUAGGAGACUGGGGGCCACAUCAGAAACUCAUCUUCGCCCUUUUGAGUCUUAGCAUCAUUCCGAAUGGUUUCACCUCAUUAAGCAUAAUUUUCGUCGGAGAUGUCCCAGAACAUCGCUGCUUAAUUCCCGAGAAUCUCAACCUCAGCGAAGCAUGGAGGAACAGGACGAUCCCGCUACAGGGUCCCGAACAACGGCGCAGCAAGUGUACUCGGUACCGGCUGGACGUGAUACUGAACCUUUCGCAGACAUUCCCCGACCCAGACUUCCUCAACGUGUCUGAGAUCGAACAGGAACCGUGUCUGGAUGGAUGGGAGUACAGUAAGGAGCAGUACAUCUCCACAUUCGUCUCCGAGUGGGAUUUGGUGUGUAACAAUAACUGGAAAGAUCCAUUCGCUACAUCAGUGUUCUACAUGGGAGUGUUAGUAGGUUCCUUUACUUCUGGAAUAUUAUCAGACAGGUUUGGGAGGAAAAUUGUUAUGUUUGCGACAAUGGCAGUACAAAUUACAUUCAAUAUUCUUCUCGCAUUCUCACCGAACUUGGAAAUCUUCAGUCUAAUUAAUUUCUUCAGAGGUCUAGGUGAUAUUUCAAAUUAUGUGGCCGCCUUUGUUCUAGGAUCUGAACUUCUUACGGAAUCCAUGCGGAUUACCUACUCUACAAUUGGAGUUGGUGUCUUUUUUUCCUUAGGCUACAUGUUCCUGCCCUUUGUUGCAUAUUUCAUAAGAGAAUGGCGGACUCUAACAGUGACCCUGGCUCUCUGCUGUUUGUUCUACAUUCCUUUGUGGUGGUUUAUUCCAGAAUCUCCACGCUGGCUACUGUCUAAAGGAAAGGUAAAGGAGGCUGAAUCAGUAAUUCGACACAUAGCAAAGAAAAAUGGUGUCACUCCACCACCGAAGAUUUUCAGUGAACUUGAGCUUGAAUACAUAAAGAAUUAUGAAGUAAAAUCUGUUCCAUUUACUCAGUUGUCAAAAACCUGUAAUAUCCGAGCCAUCACCAUCAUUAACGUUCUGGUCUGGAUGAUUAUAACAAUGGGAUACUUUGGCCUGACAUUGAACAUACCGAAUCUCCAUGGCGAUGACUAUCUCAAUUGUUUCCUCUUUGCUGCCUCAGAGAUUCCAGCCAACGUAGUAACAUGGCUUCUCCUCAGGAAAUAUUCACGCAAGUUCAGCCUUUCGGGUGCUCUCUUUCUUGGCGGAAGUGUCCUGCUCUUCAUUCAACUCAUCCCAUCACAUCUCUUAAUAGUUGCUACAGUGCUGGUGUUAAUUGGAAAAUUUGGAACUUCAUGUGCCUUUUACAUGGUUUAUAUCUACACCGCUGAACUGUAUCCGACCCCACUGAGAAACACAGGUGUCGGAGUGAGUUCAAUGGCAUCCAGGAUCGGCAGUGUCAUUUCACCUUACAUUCUUUUGCUUGAUGCUUAUCAGGAAAAUGUGUCACUGAAUUUAAUAGCGGCUUUGACAAUUUUUGCAGCAAUUGCAGUUUUGUUUCUGCCAGAAACAUGUAAUACUCCUCUUCCAGAUACCAUUAACCAAAUGCAAAAAGUUAAGUGAUCAGAUAAAGGCAUAUCAAAGUAUUCCAUCGGAGAGAGAAAGAGAGCCGGUUGAGAGGCAAAGGACGUACUGGCUCUACUCUGCGCAAAAAUGAAACAAUGGGAAAAAAGACAGUGGUCCUUCAUGAGGAAGCAUUUUGACACACCUGACUACUGAUCUUAAGCAGCAAACAACUGAGGAUUUCAUCAUAAAUUGCAUCAUGGUCUGAUGGAUCCUUCUGCAUAACGUAGAGUGAAAAUGAGGGAAGUGGGACUCCACUCUCAAAUGCUGAGAUCAUCUAUGAAAUAGCAUUUGAUUAUUCUUACUAAGUUUUAAUAAAAUAUAUUUUCUGGACUUUUUUUCUCUGGACAUUGUCAAAAAAAAGAUUUUAUAUAUGUUUAGCUUCUUCGGAUCAAAUUACUUUUGGAUAUUUUCCUCUUGAUAGAACAACUUACUGGAAAGAAGUAAAUCCUCCUACUACAUUUCAGUGGUUCUCCCAAACUAUUUCUUAUCUGAGUUUGGAAAAAAUCAGAAGCACUAUCUUUGAUUCUUCAAUUAAAUUUGAAGAAACCUGGGGACCAUUUAUUCGACACUUUCAUAUGAAUUAAUUUGGCUUAUUUCAGAUCCUUUUCUCUACUUAUACUUGUUCAGGUAUGGAGUUCUGGAGUUCUUUUCUUGACACCUUUAUAUAUUUAUAAAGUGCUAUUAUUGCCCAUGUUAGUUUUAGUUUAGUAUUUUUUUUCAUUAUAUAUUUUUUCUCAUAUAUAAUUUCAAUUUUUUUUUUUCUUUUUUCGACGAUUAUUUUUGUUUUUCAUAUAUAUUUAUAUAGACUUGAUUGAUUUAUGUACCUUUUGUUGAUGGAUGUUUUAAUAGGAUAUUAUUAUCCUAUUACUAAUGUAAUCUCAAGUUUAUUGAAUCUGU